Messenger RNA from Eupeodes corollae, 2035 nucleotides. It is a transcript of the gene TTLL12, whose product is annotated as tubulin--tyrosine ligase-like protein 12. Lineage: Eukaryota; Metazoa; Arthropoda; Insecta; Diptera; Syrphidae. The record is from RefSeq and is a predicted model, not a curated record. Bases 142 to 1998 code for a protein of 618 amino acids. The transcript has a single exon. Gene Ontology annotation, biological process: protein modification process.
UGACAAUCGAACAUCGAACACAACCAAAACCUUGCCAACACGUUUUGGAAAUUGUGAUUGUGAAGAAGAAAUAUUUGUCAUUUGUUUUUGCAUUUGCAAAAUUUUGUGCUCCGCAAAUAAAAACACUGAAUUUCUUUAAAAAUGGAUGGUGUCAGUUUGUUUAAUGAUUUCGUGGCCCUCCACAAACCACAACUCCAACUAUCCAACGUUCCUCCACAUCUCUGGGAAGCUGUCUUCUCCAAAAUCACCACCGAUACCUUCGAUGCAGGUGCUGCACUUUCGUUGAUGCUCAUCGAUUACUCGGACAGUGAACGUGAGGAAACCAGCCCGGUGUUCGCUUUAUGCGUUUCAAAACCUGAUGGAAUCCGAGCUAAUGACCCCAAUGCCAUAUAUCUUGUUGACCAUGCAUGGACUUUCCGGACAAACAUAGCUCGGCAGCAACUGGAAGAAAUCCCACAACUUGCCGAACGAAUGUCGGCUAUAACUGGGGUUGAUCUGGAGGACGCUGACCGAGUUGAUAAGAUCUUACAUGCGAUGUGGAAAUAUUGCCAAGCAUAUUCGAUUGCGGCAGAGGGAACUACCGCUGAGGAGCGUGUCCCCAUUUGGUAUGUUAUGGAUGAAGUGGGCUCGGCUGUCAACCACUCAGACGACCCCAAUUUUAGAAUCGUACCUUUUUUGCAUUUGAACACGCAGACGACAUACAGUUUGCUGUUUCCCAUCCGGGAUGUCGAGGAAGGUGAACAAGUCACCAGAGAUUUUGUGGAAUAUGUGGCCAAGGAUGCUCCGGAGAGGGAUGCCGUUCUCCUUCCGUGGAGAUACACCGAUUUGAAAGAAAAUAGUUUCGUUCAGAGUGAACCGGAUGCAGACUACUUUUCUAAUGGUCACGUUCCCGAAUCGCUUCCUGAGGGGUCAGUGGACGAACCGGUGGUAAGUCGCAAUGAUCCACUGAAGGUCUUCUCAGAGUAUGAUGUCCUCAGUGAGUAUUUAACAGCUCCGUACUUUGAGAUUGUUGACAAUCCGGAGGACGCGGAUGUUCUUUGGCUCAUAAACCAUUUCAAAGACUUCGCUGCAUUGGCCAGAGACACACCCAAUAAAUUUGUCAAUCAGUUCCCCUACGAAUAUGUCCUCACAGUCAAAGAUCUCCUAUGUAUCACCUGUCGCCGAGGAACUAAUGGCAAACACCAUGAUCCUGACACUUUGGACACCCUUCCAGCAUGGCUCCCGACUACCUACAACCUCAAAACAGAAGUGCUGCAGUUUGCUUCUUACUUCCAGAACCGUGAAGCCAAAGGCCUCGACAAUCACUGGAUCAUCAAACCCUGGAAUCUGGCAAGGUCUUUGGACACCUACAUCUCCAAUAACAUUGCUCAAAUCAUGCGACUCCCAGCAACUGGCCCCAAAAUCGCCCAGAAGUACAUUGAGCGACCUGUGCUCUUCCAUCGCCCUGAAUUGGAUGCCAGAGUCAAAUUCGACGUCCGUUAUGUUAUACUUUUGAAGAGUGUUCUGCCGUUGGAAGCCUACAUUCACCGCAAAUUCUAUCUCCGUUUCGCCAAUAAACCCUUCUCUUUGGAUCACUUUGAUGAGUAUGAAAAGCACUUCACAGUGAUGAACUACUUGGAUGAGGCUGAGUUGAGGCACAUCAAGUGCGAUGACUUCCUGGAGUUCUGGGAACAACAAUAUCCCAAUAAUUCAUGGAAUGAUGUGGAAGAUUCAAUUUGUUCAAUGUUGUAUGAAGUUCUGCAUUCGGCCAGUAGCAAAAAAGCUCCAUGUGGCAUUCCUCCAUCUGUACAAUCGAGGGCGUUAUAUGCUGCCGAUAUAAUGCUCUCCUGGCAGGAGGACGGACAGAGGGACAUUCAGCCGAAAUUGUUGGAAGUCAACUUUACGCCAGAUUGCAAGAGGGCUUGCGAAUACUAUCCUGACUUUUAUAAUGAUAUUUUUAAGUUGCUCUUUUUGAACGAACAUGAUAAUGAAGUUUUUAGGAAGUUGACUAAGAACUAAUUUUCAAAUAAAUGAUUGGAAAUUAAACUAACUUGAA